This is a messenger RNA of Daphnia pulicaria, 2036 nucleotides long. Its product is annotated as gonadotropin-releasing hormone receptor-like. The transcript has 13 exons. The record is from RefSeq and is a predicted model, not a curated record. Gene Ontology annotation, cellular component: membrane. The coding region runs from base 657 to 1994 and encodes 445 amino acids. Gene Ontology annotation, biological process: neuropeptide signaling pathway. Gene Ontology annotation, molecular function: corazonin receptor activity. Lineage: Eukaryota; Metazoa; Arthropoda; Branchiopoda; Diplostraca; Daphniidae.
GAUUGGGUCGAGGCAGUGCGGUUCUCUCUCUAUGGUACACUGUGCCCCCAUUUUAUUUUACACCGGUCGUCACAGACUAGCUGUCGCCUUCAUGUUUGGCUGGCCUUUAUUUCGUUUCAGUAUCUAAUCCAAAUUUUUAUAUUAUAAUUCGAUCCAAACUCGCCGACCGUGGAACCGUGUGGCAGCACAGACUGUGGAAAAAAAUGAGAUAUCCGGAUUUCAGAAAGAAUAAUACGUUGUUCACUUCUGUUCAUUCAUCAAGUGUCUCCGUGGAAAAAUAACAACCAAAAUCAGUCGAGUGUGUUCAUCUGACUGUUUUCCUUCGUCCUUUGAUUUCUCCACACAUAAAAUAAUUUCAGGUUCACUUGGCCAGACAUCCAUUUAAAAAGGAGGUGCUUUGCAUGUUUUCUGAGCAAUCAACGAGCUGAAUCGAUCGCCAUAAAUCACUAGCUAAACCUUGAUUGCCUUUUGUCUGCUGUUAUCGUCGACCAUUAUUACAUUGUGAUAUUCAUCACCACGGAAAAAGUUCAAAGACUCGACCAAUCGUCAUGACCAAUGCUGCAGUAUCAAUGAAAACCAGUUAUUUUGUGACCUAAACUUCGCUUCAUUGACAGCGGAAUCGAUACAAGCCAUACAUCAUAUAGUUCGAUCGAUACAUGGUUCAAACAACAAUGACCGCGUUCAUCAAUCAAAGUGACCCGAACAUCCUCAUUCCAUAUGUCAUAACAUCAAAGGAUUUCCGCGAUAAUUCUUCACUGCUGGAAGAAGCUCCGACUUUGACUACGAGCGCCUCGGUAAAGGCGACCGUCCUGUGCGUCAUGGCCGUCGCUUCUCUGAUUGGAAACUUGGCGACUCUAAUUAGCAUCGCCGUAUCGAAGAAGGGCACCAGCAGCUCACUGUACACUCUCCUUUUUCAGUUGGCCAUCUCGGACCUUUUGGUAAGCGUGUGGUGCUUAUCUGGCGAAGCCGCUUGGACUUAUACGGUCGAAUGGAAGGGAGGACAAUUCCUGUGUAAAACUUUCAAAUUUUCCCAGGUUUUCAGCUUGUACCUUUCGACCUCAACGAUGGUCCUGAUAGGAUUUGACCGCCUGAGAGCCAUCCGUCGACCGAUAAGCCAUCGAUCGUGUUUAAAGCCGAUCUGCGUCGCUUGGAUACUUAGCGCGGUGUUAGCUUCUCCUCAGUUUCUCAUUUUCCGUGUGUUGAGAGGGCCGUUCCGCGAAUUGUUUUAUCAAUGCGUAACUUACGGUUUUUACACCGAAGAAUGGCAGGAGCAGCUGUACACCGUCUUCAGUCUCCUCACCAUGUUUGUUAUCCCAUUAAUAGUCCUGAUUGGUUGCUACGUCUGCAUCUUCUGCACAAUUGCAAUAGAAAAAGAGCGCGCGUUCGUCAUCCGCGCGCCGCAUCCGUCGAUGGAGCGCUGGCCGGCCGAGAGCGCAGCAGUGUCUCAUUUCCGAACGAGAGAUCAGCAACAUCGCCAGCAUUCUCCGCAGCGACACCAGCACACGAGCUUUAACAGGCGACGCAACAACAUCUUCAAAAGAGCAAAAAUGAAAUCGCUGCGAAUUUCUAUCAUCAUCGUCACAGCAUUCGUCAUCUGCUGGGCUCCGUAUUACUUCAUGAUGAUCACUUUCAUCUUUCUCAAUCCUGACGAUAAGUUGGGCGAGGACAUGCAGUCGGCCAUAUUCUUUUUUGGCAUGAGCAAUUCACUUGUCAAUCCUCUCAUCUACGGAGCCUUCCAUCUAUGGCAGCCCAAUAUCGGCAGAAGUCGAAAGCUUCCCGGCUCCUUCUCCACUGCCUUUACAGAUAGUGUACGAGCAGGACUAAUAGUCGGACAAAGGCGUCGCCCAGCAGAACCAGCUGCCGACAAUGCUGUUGAGGUACAUCCGGAGCCGGUGGACUCCGCCUCGAUUCACAUGACGCACAAGCGCUGCUCGUUGCAUCGUCAAAAUCGCCCGCAUCCAUGCCGAUAUCGGACGUCCACAACUAGCUUCUGAAUUGCAGCUGAUUUUUUAAUUUGCCUCGGCCUAUAUACCUAU